This is a messenger RNA of Nelumbo nucifera (sacred lotus), 3049 nucleotides long. RefSeq names its product granule-bound starch synthase 2, chloroplastic/amyloplastic-like. The record is from RefSeq and is a predicted model, not a curated record. Gene Ontology annotation, molecular function: alpha-1,4-glucan glucosyltransferase (UDP-glucose donor) activity. NCBI's taxonomy places the organism in Eukaryota, Viridiplantae, Streptophyta, Magnoliopsida, Proteales, Nelumbonaceae.
GCUCUCUGGUUUAAAUUCAGCCAAUCUGAACCUUAAGCUCUCCAUGAUUUCUCCAUUAGUAGGACCCAUUUUAACAGAAUUCGAUACUGAAGGCUCAUGCCACUGUUUUUGUUUGUUCAUGGUUCCUCCUCCGUUUCCUCCACCAGCCUUGCUUCCUCCACUUACCCUCCCUGCAAUCUCCACAUUUCCAUUGAGUUGGGUAUCCUUCAAAUCCAAUACCCCUGAAUGGGCUGUCUUGCUUCUCGAAUUCCUUUACUGGUUUUUCUUUGAUCUUCAUUUCAUCAAUUGGAUUUCUUUUCAGUCUCCAUUUCAUCACCUGGAGUUUUUACUUGAUCAUGAAAUCUUGUUAGUUCCCACAGCCAGUUAAACAAGCAUAACGAUGGCUUUUAUCGGCUCUCUUUCUUCUGUCGUCGAGACGGCAGUGGAAAAUUCUGUUCUUCAUACUGGAAAAUUUUCACGACCUAGGGUGUUUUCUUCCGCGUCUCGAGGAAGACAUUCUCUUAAUUACGGUUUAAAUUCUUCAAAAAUUGGCUUCUCCCAACCUGUCGAAGGAGAAGAAUUCCCCGCAUUAUCCUGCAAUUAUGUGAAAAUGCUAAAUAUGUAUGGCAGAGGACAACCUCGAGGGAUUAACCGUCCGAGAGCAAUGAGGAAGAAACCUGUAGAAAGAGAAGAUGGUGACGAGUCCGAGGAUGCUAUCAAGGCUACAGAGGAGAAUGGCAAGAAAGUUCUAGCUAAGCAAAAACAACUACGUCAACGGACAGCAGAAAGGAGGAAAUUUGUUUCAUCUAUAAGAAAUAGUAAUAUCAACACAGAACAAGAUUCAGGGUCUUAUAAUGAGACCGAUAACUCAUUUCCAUCAAAAGAUCUUUCUUCAGUGGGUAGUGGCAGUACUGGUGGAAAGUAUGCUAAAAAGAUCAAUUCCAGAAGUUACAAUCGUUCAACUAAAGUUAGGAAAUCAGAAACCCCAUCUGUUGGUAUUAAUGGAGGUCUUAGUGAURAAAGGAAGCAAACUGAAAGAAAUUUAUCUCUUGGAAAGGAUACAUCAGAUAUAGAUUUCAAAGAUGUUAAAGACACCAGUUCUGGAACAGUUAAUUCUGAUAUGGUUCCAACUUUUCUUGCAAAAACAUCKGGAUACAAUCUAAAUGAUGAAAAUGCUGAGUUGGAAGAAGCAAGUUUAGGAGAUGAUGUAAUGAACAGGGAAGCUAGUGUAGUUUCUGAGGAUGAAACUGUAAAGUCUCCUCCUUUGGCCGGGGACAAUGUCAUGAACAUUAUAUUGGUAUCUGCAGAAUGCGCUCCUUGGUCGAAGACAGGUGGACUUGGCGAUGUUGCUGGGGCUUUACCGAAGGCUUUGGCUCGGCGUGGACAUAGAGUUAUGGUUGUGGCACCACGGUAUGGUAACUAUGCAGAAGUCCAAGAAACAGGAGUGCGCAAGAGAUAUAAGGUGGAUGGGCAGGAUAUGGAGGUAACUUUCUUUCAAGCUUAUAUUGAUGGCGUGGAUUUUGUGUUCAUGGACAGCCCUAUGUUUCGCAAUAUUGAGAAAAAUAUAUAUGGGGGAGGCCGAGAGGAUAUUUUAAAACGCAUGGUUCUCUUCUGUAAGGCUGCUCUUGAGGUUCCUUGGCAUGUUCCAUGUGGUGGGGUCUGCUAUGGAGAUGGAAAUUUGGUUUUCAUUGCAAAUGAUUGGCACACUGCUUUGCUACCAGUCUAUCUGAAGGCAUACUACCGUGACAAUGGUAUAAUGAAAUAUACCCGGUGCGUUCUUGUGAUCCACAACAUAGCACACCAGGGUCGUGGUCCAAUAAGCGAUUUUCGUUAUGUGGAUCUUCCACAAAACUACAUAGAUCAUUUCAAACUACAUGACCCAGUAGGUGGGGAACACUUCAAUAUCUUUGCAGCUGGCCUGAAAGCAGCAGAUCGUAUAGUCACUGUAAGCCAUGGUUAUGCCUGGGAGCUGAAAACUAAAGAAGGUGGCUGGGGUCUGCAUCAAAUAAUAAAUGAGUGUGAUUGGAAGCUGAAGGGCAUCGUGAAUGGGAUUGAUGCAAAAGAAUGGAACCCACAGUUGGAUGUUCACCUGGCAUCUGAUGGCUACACCAAUUACUUUGUGGAGACUCUUCAGACUAGCAAGCCUCAAUGCAAAGCAGCUCUACAAAGGGAGCUUGGUCUUCCUCUUCGGGAGAAUGUUCCUCUGAUUGGGUUCAUUGGCAGGCUUGACCAUCAGAAAGGUGUUGAUCUCAUUGCUGAGUCCAUUCCUUGGAUGGUGGACCAGGAUGUGCAACUAGUCAUGUUGGGCACUGGGAGACCUGACCUGGAACAGCUUCUCAGACAUUUUGAGAGCCAACACCAUGACAAAGUCAGGGGUUGGGUUGGUUUCUCUGUGAAAAUGGCUCAUCGAAUAACUGCUGGUGCAGACAUCCUACUCAUGCCUUCUAGAUUUGAGCCAUGUGGACUGAACCAGCUUUAUGCAAUGAGCUACGGGACAGUCCCUGUUGUUCAUGCUGUUGGUGGACUGAGAGAUAGUGUGCAGCCGUUUGAUCCAUUCAAUGAAUCUGGAUUUGGCUGGACGUUUGACAGGGCUGAAGCAAUUAAGCUGAUACAUGCAUUGGGGAACUGCUUACUAACUUACCGGGAGUACAAGAAAAGCUGGGAGGGGAUCCAGAGACGUGGAAUGAUGCAAGACCUAACCUGGGACCGUGCUGCUCAAAAUUAUGAGGAAGUUCUGGUUUCUGCAAAGUAUCACUGGUGAUUCAUUCAACAUAAGGAGUUCAGCUUUUUAGAUUUUCUAACUUUGUCUUUGAGGUCAAUGCAUGUAUCUGGAGCCAUCUAUGCUUGGAGGCCUCAUGCUUUCUUUUAUUAGUAAAUGCUGUCUAUUUCUUUCUCUUCCUGUUCUAGAAAUAACUUCAAGGGGAGAGCAUCUCCUCUGCUAGAUCUCUAGGGCCAUUAACUGAGUUUAAAGUUUAAAUACCCAAUGAAAAUCCAGUUUUUCUUUCUGGUUUAUGUAAGGGUAAGCAACUUUAGUUAUUAAAAAAAAGGGUAAGCAACCUUGUUAGAAAUC